CGACACGCCCGCACCCUUCUGUGCUCCUAGUAUCUUGUCUUGUAAACACGCGAAUUAAAUAAAAUAUUCGAAAAUAAACAAAUGUGCUAAGGUCGAAAUGGUCGCAAUAUUGUCAAAUCCAAAAUGGAGCGAGGACCUCACUAUCCAAAUGAUAAUUGAAUACGAAAAACGGGAGUAUCUGUGGAAUCCUGUAUCGGAAAACUACAAAAACAAAAAAGUCCGUGAGCAGGGAUACGUGGAGAUAAUUAAAACGUUGAAUUUAGUGGAUGUGACUGUUAAGGAGCUAAAAAACAAGAUAAAGAAUAUACGAUCGUCGUACAGCGUCGAGCUGAAGAAGAUUCGCGCGGCUCGAAAGGCCGGCGCGCAUGCGUAUCGGCCGAGUGUCACGUGGUUUGAGCACGCAGACAGGUUUCUACGGGCGAUCGUCACUCCGAGCUCUGUAGACAACAGUCUGCUGGAGAUAUCGAUGAGCGACGAUAGCGAUGCCGUUCAAGACCUCAGUGAACGUAAGUCGCCGGAUAAAAAGACCCCUCGAAAGCGGCGGAACUCGACACGCUCGUCCACCCCCUACGUUCUCAACACCCCCUCGCCGCGUCCGACUACACCCUUCGGAAUCAAUCAAACUUCAUCUCCGUUUGGACUUUUGCCGAGCUCGACUUCCGCAUCGUUCCUAAAUCCACCUGUCGGUAUUGCGACCCCGCUGACGACCUCGCUCGCAACUAUCUAUCCCGUUCCCACGAAACAAAAAAAGAGCAAUUUCGACGAGAGAAGCGACCUUUCCGAAACUCCGCAGGAUCUGAGCCAGCACUCGGAGAACGGAAAUGAAAACGAAUUCGAAAUGUUUGGCAAAUUGAUUGCGAGCCAGCUACGUAAAUUGCCUCUGAGCUUGGCACUGGAUACGCAAUUAAAGAUACAGACGUUGGUAAAUGCGGCCCGGAUACAGGCCGUUUAUCAGCAGUACAGUUAUGCUGGCCCGUCGCAGGAGGCGCUGUCGGUGCAGGCCCUCUCAAACGGGAUCUUGGCGAGUAUGACGUCGCAGAGCCCGUUCGCGACCCGCUCCCUAUUGGACUUGAGAAACGAUUCCCCCAGCGAUUUAAACAGGGAAUGCAAAAAUGAAUAUUCUAUGGGCUCGGAAGUCGAUGAGUAAGAAUAUUAUGUAGGAUUGUUGUGAAAGCUAUAUUGCUCAUAUAACAUUUAUUAUAAGUAAAGUUUAAUAAUAUCCUUUUGAAUGCCUGUGGAGCUUCGGACUUUCAGGGCUAAAUCAACAAAAUUAUAUCCGUAUUUCGUACUUAAAUUUUCUCUCGUCGCGUCGUUCCGAGAAGCUGAGACCGUUUUUAAUCAAAAUCAAUUUUCGAGUAGACAUCUGAUUUAGUCUGGGGAAGUUCCGCUGUGGAAAAGAUGUUUAUAAUCGCAACUGUAUACAUAAUGCCAUGCAAGAUCACAUAGACCAUUAUGAUAAUGGUCUAUGUGAUCUAGCUAAUUUAAAACGUAAAUGACAAAAGUAUACUAUAGAGUACAAAUUAUAUUUUACAGAAUAUACUUAAUGAGAAAUAUCUUCAGUGUUGAAUAACGGUCUACAAUUCAAAACUCUACGUAUCUAAACUCUAAGAUCUCAAACGUUUGGCUGUGUUUUUUCUAAUUUAAUGCUAUAUAUUGUUUUGUCAGAAGUUAUACGUAUCAAAUAGUAUAUUUAUUCCAGAUUGCCAUAGCACAUAGAUUUAAGACACGAGCAUUUAACUAGAUUACCUAUGCCUCUAUUAAUAUCUCUUUGUUCCGUAAUAAUCAUUGAUGCUACUGUUUUAUUGUUCAUCUGAUUGUCAACGUGUUUUUUUAUGCAACUGGAGUCCAGAAAUAUUGCCAGGAUGGGGUAAAUAGUUGUUGUAAUUUAAUAAAUAACGAAUUUAUUUUCGGUGUGAUAUGUUUAUUAGUAGUGAUAUAUUACGUGAAAUUGUGAUUAACGUUUAGGCUAGUAAUAAAAUACCUCAAAUAGAUUAUAAUAGAAUAUAUUUAUUCGUUAUUCGGUGUGCCACAAUU
Aricia agestis (brown argus) is the source of this 2034-nucleotide messenger RNA. RefSeq lists its product as uncharacterized. NCBI's taxonomy places the organism in Eukaryota, Metazoa, Arthropoda, Insecta, Lepidoptera, Lycaenidae. The transcript is spliced from 2 exons. The record is from RefSeq and is a predicted model, not a curated record. The coding region runs from base 98 to 1147 and encodes 349 amino acids.